This is a messenger RNA of Penicillium verhagenii, 1602 nucleotides long. Its product is annotated as WDR46/Utp7 family protein. The transcript has 2 exons. The record is from RefSeq and is a predicted model, not a curated record. Gene Ontology annotation, molecular function: protein binding. Gene Ontology annotation, cellular component: nucleolus; small-subunit processome; 90S preribosome. Bases 1 to 1602 code for a protein of 533 amino acids. NCBI's taxonomy places the organism in Eukaryota, Fungi, Ascomycota, Eurotiomycetes, Eurotiales, Aspergillaceae. Gene Ontology annotation, biological process: maturation of SSU-rRNA from tricistronic rRNA transcript (SSU-rRNA, 5.8S rRNA, LSU-rRNA).
AUGGCUGAUCCAGCCCCCAAGGCCGUUAUGUCGGCCGAAGACCGUGCGGCAAAGUUGAGAUUUGCCGAAGCUCAAAAAACCUACGGACGUGGCAAGGCUGCCUCGACAAAGAAUGUUCGCGACAAGAAGCUCCGUGCCACACUAAUAGCACAGGAAGCCAAACAGAAGCAGGCUAUCCUGCAAGCAAAGGAUGCCGAAAUCCUGUUGGAGCACGAGGCAGGUUUCCUUGAGCCCGAGGGUGAACUCGAAAAGACAUACAAAGUACGACAGGAUGAGAUCCAGGCCAGCGUUGGAAUCGAGACGGCGAAGAAGGGCUUUGAGCUCCGGCUCAAUGAUUUUGGUCCCUACCGAAUGGACUACAGCCGAAACGGUCGCCAUCUUCUAUUGGCGGGACGCAAGGGUCAUGUUGCGACCAUGGAUUGGCGCGAUGGCACGCUCGGCUGUGAGCUGAAUUUGAAUGAGACGGUCCGGGAUGCGCGCUGGUUGCACAACAACCAGUUCUUUGCGGUUGCGCAGAAGAAAUAUGUUUACAUCUAUGAUCACCAAGGUGUUGAAUUGCACUGCCUGAACAAGCAUUUGGAGCCGCUCUUCCUCGAAUUCUUGCCUUACCACUUCUUACUUGCCAGUGCUACAAUGGCUGGUUUCCUUAAAUACACCGAUACUUCCACCGGUCAGUUGGUUGCUGAACUUCCUACUCGCCUUGGAAAGCCGACCGCCCUCUGCCAGAACCCAUCCAAUGCUAUCCUCCACACCGGACACCAGAACGGAACAGUGACUUUAUGGUCCCCCAACUCCCAGACUGCUCUCGUCAAGGCUCUUGUGCACCGUGGACCCGUCCGAUCUAUGGCAAUCGACCGCCUGGGUCGCUACAUGGUCUCAACUGGCCAAGACCAAAAGAUGAACAUCUGGGAUAUUCGCAUGUUCCGCGAGGUCCACUCAUACUCAUGCUACCAGCCUGGUGCAUCCGUGUCGAUCAGUGACCGCAACCUCGUAGCCGUUGGCUGGGGUACACAAACCAGCGUCUGGCGGGGUCUUUUCGAUGCCGCCCAAGCAGACCAAGGCAAGGUGCAGAGUCCCUACAUGGCUUGGGGCGGUGACGGCAAGCGCAUCGAGAAUCUGCGCUGGUGCCCAUACGAAGAUGUGCUGGGUGUGGGACACGAUCAAGGAUUCGCUAGUCUUCUCGUUCCCGGUGCCGGAGAGCCCAACUUCGACUCACUGGAAGCCAACCCUUACGAGAACGUCAAGCAACGACAGGAGGCCGAGGUCCACGCGCUGCUCACCAAGUUGCAGCCGGAUAUGAUUUCUCUCGACCCCAAUGUCAUUGGUCGUCUCGAUACCAUCAACAACAAGAAGGUGCAAGAGUUCAAGAACUCCGAUGCUAAGCCCGAGGAUGCCAUCGAGAAGAUGAAGAACCGUAGCCGCGGUCGCAACAGUGCGCUGCGCAAGUAUCUUCGCAAGAAGGGUCGUACCAAUGUUAUCGAUGAGAAGCGGGUUAAGGCUGAGACUUUGCGCAAGGAGCACGCUGAGCGCCACAAGGAGAAGCUUAAGCGGGAGCGCGAUGAUCUGGGACCUGCUCUGGGUCGCUUUGCCAAGAGGGAUUGA